Messenger RNA from Fomitiporia mediterranea MF3/22, 411 nucleotides. RefSeq lists its product as uncharacterized. Lineage: Eukaryota; Fungi; Basidiomycota; Agaricomycetes; Hymenochaetales; Hymenochaetaceae. Bases 1 to 411 code for a protein of 136 amino acids. The record is from RefSeq and is a predicted model, not a curated record. The transcript is spliced from 3 exons.
AUGAUGUGCUCGAGGUUCAUCGGCUUCAACACAUCCGUCCCAAACUGUGGAUGCAUGAGUGCCUGCUUGAUUUGUUUCAAGAACGUUUGUUUGUCUGUUUCGACGUCUGGUGUAUCACCUGCAAGCAGCCUCACAAACGUCGUCUUGCCCAUCCCGUUCUCGCCAAGCAUGACAAUGAUCUCAGAGUCUGUGAAUGCGCCUUCUUCGACGGUGAGUUUAAAUGAUCCUAGCGUCUUUUGUCGUGUUUUGUCCAGGGUGAUUUCUUCCGCAUUUUCGACCAUCUUGAAAGAUAGCUGCUCCUCUCGGAAACGCAGGUUCUCCGUUGGAAUGAAACCGUCCAAGAAGAUAUUGAUCCCUUCGCGCACAGAGUACGGCAUCGUCACUACGCCAUACAUCGAUGGCUUCCCAUAA